Messenger RNA from Carassius gibelio (silver crucian carp), 6445 nucleotides. It is a transcript of the gene nckap1l, whose product is annotated as NCK associated protein 1 like. Gene Ontology annotation, molecular function: nucleic acid binding. The transcript has 2 exons. Gene Ontology annotation, cellular component: SCAR complex. The record is from RefSeq and is a predicted model, not a curated record. Lineage: Eukaryota; Metazoa; Chordata; Actinopteri; Cypriniformes; Cyprinidae. Gene Ontology annotation, biological process: cell migration; cortical actin cytoskeleton organization; neuron projection morphogenesis. Bases 2511 to 5837 code for a protein of 1108 amino acids.
UGGCCGUUUUAGUAAUAUUGUUAGGCAGGAGUUUCUAGUCAUGCAAGUACACCUUAAUCUACAUAAAAUGGGAAAAGACCAAUUUUUAAAGACUCACAGAAGGAUAAAAGACUACAUUUUUACAGCUGUUUGCAAAGAAAAGAAUCAGUAACAUCAUGUCAAAUGAGCAACCCUAGUGAAAAAAAUAAAUAUACCUAUUUGUAUUUAAAAUAAAGUUAUUUUAAGAUAAGUAUACUAAAAAUAGAUUUACAUGUCUACACUCUAAAAACUGCUGGGUUGAAAACAACCCAAUUUGGGUUAUUUUGACAACCCAGCACUGGGUCAAAAAGGGACGAACCCAACGCUGGGUUAUUUUUACUUUUACGUUUAACCCAAUAACUACAUUGCAGGGUUUCAAAAACCAGAGCGGGUAUUUUUUAUCACUGUGUUUUAGAAGGAAAUCUACUGUAUUUAGUAAAUGCUCGAUUUCAUUUUCGCAUGUAAUGCUUGAUGAGGAAGUGUUUGUGAGCUCAGCGCUGCUUUGCAGCCGUUACUGGAGAAACCUCUUCCUCGCUCACUCUUAAAGCGUAUUUCUGGCAGAAAAUGAACUUGCGGAGUGCCGCCACCGAUUGAGUGUAAGGAUGUGGGAAAAAUGCUAAAAUGAACCCAAAUUGAACUAGGCAUUAAACCUACAAAUCUCGUUCAUUUUAAAUAUCACUUUUACGAAAAAAAUAAUAACUAUCAUAAGGUGAAUAUUAAAAACAAGAGAAAAGUCAAAAAGUAACAUGUAACAAGAAAUGCAGAAAAGUAUGGCAUUAACAAAAACAGAGUUCAUAAAUAAAGCAUUGAACAUUUGUUGAAUAUGACUUAAGAUCAAAUCGGACUUUGUUCAAUUUUAUAUACUUUAUAAAAAUAUAUGAAAACACUAUUAUACAAUAAAUGUACAAUUAGUUAAGUUCUUUACCAACUAUUCUGGCAUGAUAGUACACAAAUACACAACUGUCAUGUCCACUGUCUGAUCACCCCGUUCUUGUGUGUGUGUGUGUGUGUGUGUUUCUGUAUAUGUCUGCAUUUCGUGCGCACAUGGUGUUUUGUUUUGGUUUUGAUCGCUCGUCUUGCACCUAUCUUUGGCGUUCCUCCCUCCCCCUCAUUAUCACAGUUUCCGUUUCUAAUGGUUUGACCUCGCUCACCUGAAUUCAAUGUCUGUUCAUCUCUUGCUCUAUUUAUUCCCGUCUGUCGCGCCUAUCGGUGCCAGAUCGUUGUUCGGCAACAAUCCCCGUGUAUCCACUUUGUCUGAUCCUGUCAAGCCGUGUUCUGUCGUGCCUCUGUUUGCUGCUAUUGGUUUGGUUUGUUUUGUUUUUCUUUUUCCCCCCUCCCUCAUUUCCUAGACCGGGCACCGGCAUUUCCCAGAAGAGUUUUUGCACGGUCGCUGGCUCGCUCGUGGCUUCCUCCCCUCUCCGCUAUCAUCGCGGCCGCGCCGUUGAGCGCCCCCUGCCGGGUGUUUUUGCAAGGACAUUUGAAGUCUCUUUUUCUGUUGGACAUUUUUCCUAAUUUCCCGGCCUGUUUUUGUUCAUUGGAGGAAGUUUUUUCUUUUGAGGUUUUUGAAUAAAUUGGUCCUGCACCGUAACCUGCAUCUGUGUCCAGUUGUGUUCCUGACAGAACGAUCUGGCCAAGAUGGACACAGCAGGUACAGACUCUGUCAGAACCGCAGUCACCCAGCAGGGUGUUCUUUUGGGCCAACACGAAGCCAGACUCACGAAUACCACAAGGGAGAUGGAGUUCUUAGCCAACCAAGUGGCUGAGUUGACCAACCGGAUCCAAGAGCUGCAACGAGAGACUCCUCAGGGUGGUGCAGUUCACCAUCUUUCUCACCAUGAGCCUGAGCCCCGAUGCAAUAACCCACCACCCUAUGAUGGGGACCCCAAUUCCUGCCGGGCCUUCUUGUCCCAGUGUUCUGUGGUGUUUGCCUUGCAGCCACGCACAUACGCACUUGAGAUGUCCAAAGUGGCUUUUGUUUUGACUCUUCUGACCGGCAAGGCCAGAGACUGGGGAACCUCCGUCUGGGAGACCAAAGCUCCCUGUUGUGCUUCUUUUAAAGAUUUCCGCCAGGAGAUGGAGAGACUGUUCGACCGCUCUGCAAGAGGUCAGGAAGCGGCUGACCAGCUAGCACGGCUCCGUCAGGCGGGUCGCUCAGUGACGGACUAUGCCAUUCAUUUUAAGACUCUUGCAGCGACCUGCGACUGGAAUGAGGGGGCCUGUCGAGCUAUGUUCCGUGCUGGGCUAGAGGAUGACAUCCAGGAUGAGCUGGCCACUCAGGACCUGCCACGUGACUUUGACGAUCUGGUUAACAUGGCGUUGCGCAUCGAGGGUCGCCUUCACCGCCGUCGUCAGCGCCUGGCAGUUCGUGCACCCUGGAGGACUGAGGAGUCGUCAUCUGUCUCCCCCACAGAAACCACUGAGCCUGAGCCUAUGCAGGUGGGGCGCCUUCGGCUCACUCCUCAACAAAAGCAGCAACGCCUCGCCCUAGGACUAUGUCUGUAUUGCGGCAAAUCAGGUCACUUCGCAGUGGGCUGUCCACUAAAAGUCAAGGCUCACCAGUAAAGAGGGGGAUCCUGGUGAGCGCUACCCCUUUAUUACAUCCCCCCUCCUCUCGCACUCUCCUUCCUGUCUCUAUUCAGUUUGGUGGUGUCCUUAACUCCUGUACAGCACUGGUUGACUCGGGAGCUGAGGGCAACUUUAUGGACCUCUCUCUAGCCACCGGUUGGGGAAUUCCUUCCAUUCCUCUUCCCAAACCUAUUCCUGCCCGUUCAUUGAAUGGCACUUUAAUAACCACUGUCUCAUAUGCCACUCCCCCUGUUAAUCUUAUAGUCUCGGGCAAUCACCGGGAGGUGACCACGCUGUACCUUCUUGAAUCCCCGAGUGCUCCCAUAGUUCUGGGGCACCCGUGGUUGGUGCAACAUGGCCCUCACGUGGAUUGGUCCAACAACUCUGUCCUGUCUUGGAGUAAGUUUUGUCUUGCGUCUUGUCUGGGUGCUGCCUCUUUUCCUGUGUCUGUGUGUCCUGUCUUGCAGGUGGAGGCUGCUGAUUUGAAGGGGGUCCCGGUGGAGUACCACGACCUGUGCCAGGUGUUUAGUAAGUCCCGGGCCACCUCCUUACCUCCACAUCGCCCUUAUGACUGUGCCAUCGAGCUCCUCCCAGGCACUUCUCCGCCCAAGGGUGCUGGGUUCUUCUUUGUCAAGAAGAAGGACGGCUCCUUGCGUCCUUGUAUAGAUUAUCGAGGCCUGAAUGACAUCACUAUUAAAAACAGGUACCCCUUGCCUCUAAUGUCAUCUGCCUUUGAGUUAUUGCAGGGAGCCAAGGUCUUCACCAAGCUAGACCUUCGGAAUGCCUAUCACCUUAUUCGCAUACGUGAGGGGGAUGAGUGGAAGACAGCUUUCAACACACCUACGGGACACUUUGAGUACCGGGUCCUACCAUUCGGUCUGACCAAUGCCCCAGCUGUCUUCCAGGCCCUGGUUAAUGACGUGUUGAGAGACAUGGUGAAUCGCUUUGUCUUCGUGUAUCUUGAUGAUAUCUUGAUAUUCUCCCCAUCUCUGCAGGUACACACUCAGCAUGUUCGCCAGGUGUUACAACGGCUGCUGGAGAACCAGCUCUAUGUUAAGGCGGAGAAGUGCGUCUUCCAUGCCCAGUCGGUUCCGUUCCUGGGGUUCGUUGUUUCUGCGGGGGAGAUCAAAGCCGACCCCUGUAAGGUAAGGGCCGUUGCCGAGUGGCCAGCUCCUGACUCUCGUAAAGCUCUGCAGCGGUUCCUGGGGUUUGCCAACUUCUAUCGGCGGUUCAUCCGGAACUUUGGUCAGAUUGCUGCACCUUUAACGGCACUCACCUCUCCCAAGGUACCGUUCAAGUGGAAUACUGGGGCACAGGAGGCCUUUGAUAGAUUAAAGUCCCGUUUUAUCUCUGCUCCUGUCUUGUCUAUUCCAGACCCUGAACGGCAAUUCAUUGUUGAGGUGGAUGCCUCCGAUGUCGGAGUGGGCGCGGUCCUAUCUCAGCGGUCGCACGAGGAUGGAAAGGUGCAUCCCUGCGCCUUCUUCUCCCACCGCCUGAGUCCCCCAGAACGGAAUUACGACAUAGGUAAUCGGGAGUUGUUGGCGGUCAGGCUGGCUUUGGGGGAGUGGCGUCACUGGUUGGAGGGCGCGGCUCAGCCCUUCCUGGUCUGGACGGAUCACAAGAACCUCGAGUAUGUCCGUUCGGCCAGGAGGCUGACCUCUCGACAGGCUCGCUGGGCCCUCUUCUUUGGCCGGUUCAAUUUCUCACUGUCUUACAGGCCCGGGUCAAAGAAUGUUAAGCCCGAUGCUCUUUCUCGUCUCUUCGAGGCUCCUGGGGGAGGGGAGUCAGCAGACACUAUCUUGCCCAAAGGGGUGGUGGUGGCAUCCCUCUCUUGGGACAUCGAGAGACGAGUAGAGGAGGCCCUACUUAAUGGGCCUGUGCCGAAGGGGUGCCCAGCGGGUAAUCUGUUUGUUCCCACCAAGUUGCGCUCUGAAGUCAUCCAGUGGGGUCACUCAUCCAGGCUAGUCUGUCAUCCAGGAGUCCGGAGGUCGCUGGCUGCCAUCCGUCAGCGAUUCUGGUGGCCAUCCAUGGCCAAGGAUGUCAGGCAGUUCGUGGCUGCCUGCUCGGUGUGCGCUCAGAACAAGACUUCCAACGCGCCUCCCGUUGGUCUGCUCCACCCAUUGCCCAUCCCUUCCCGCCCCUGGUCACAUUUGGCCCUUGAUUUUGUCACUGGCCUUCCGGAAUCCAAGGGUAACACCGUCAUUCUUACGGUGGUGGACCGUUUCUCUAAGGCGGCCCAUUUCAUUCCCCUUCCCAAGCUCCCCUCAGCCAAAGAGACUGCUCAGGUGAUGGUUGAUCAUGUAUUCCGGAUUCAUGGUCUUCCGGUCAACGUGGUCUCUGAUAGGGGUCCCCAGUUUGUCUCUCGGUUUUGGAGGGAAUUCUGUCGGCAGAUCGGGGCCUCUACGAGUCUGUCUUCAGGAUUCCAUCCCCAGACCAACGGGCAGUCCGAGCGGGCAAACCAGGAUUUGGAACGUUCUCUUCGCUGCCUGGCAUCCCACAAUCCCGGCUCCUGGUGUCAACAGCUGUCCUGGGUAGAAUACGCCCAUAACUCCCUUCCUGUUUCUGCCACAGGUAUGUCCCCAUUCCAGUGUUCUGUCGGUUAUCAACCUCCCUUGUUUCCCACACAGGAACCCGAGGCUGCGGUCCCGUCUGCUUUGGCCUUUGUCCGACGGUGUCGCCGCACCUGGAAGAGGGCCAAGGCGGCCUUGGCCCAGGCUAAUAGGCGGACUAAAGCAGCGGCCGACCGUCACCGAACUCCUGCUCCCCGCUAUGUGUGUGGUCAAAGGGUAUGGCUCUCUACCAAGGACCUGCCUCUCAGGGUAGCCUCACGCAAGUUGGCACCCAGGUUCAUUGGCCCAUACCGGAUCACGAAGGUCCUGAGUCCGGCGGCGGUGCAGCUCAAGCUCCCUACCACGCUUGGUCGGGUGCACCCUGUUUUCAAUGUUUCCAGGGUUAAACCUGUGUUCUAUUCCCCUCUUGUUCCAUCUGCCCCAACCCCCCCUCCCCCCCGUCUAGUGGAUGGCUCCCCGGUCUAUACGGUGCGGAGGUUGCUAGAUGUCCGACGUAGGGGUCGGGGCUUUCAAUAUCUUGUGGACUGGGAGGGCUAUGGCCCAGAGGAGAGGAGCUGGGUUCCGGCCCGGGACAUCUUGGAUCGGACACUUGUCGAGGACUUCUACCGGCGACGAGGUGAGCCCCUUCCUGCGGCGCCUGGUGGCGUCCGUCGGAGGGGGGGUACUGUCAUGUCCACUGUCUGAUCACCCCGUUCUUGUGUGUGUGUGUGUGUGUGUGUUUCUGUAUAUGUCUGCAUUUCGUGCGCACAUGGUGUUUUGUUUUGGUUUUGAUCGCUCGUCUUGCACCUAUCUUUGGCGUUCCUCCCUCCCCCUCAUUAUCACAGUUUCCGUUUCUAAUGGUUUGACCUCGCUCACCUGAAUUCAAUGUCUGUUCAUCUCUUGCUCUAUUUAUUCCCGUCUGUCGCGCCUAUCGGUGCCAGAUCGUUGUUCGGCAACAAUCCCCGUGUAUCCACUUUGUCUGAUCCUGUCAAGCCGUGUUCUGUCGUGCCUCUGUUUGCUGCUAUUGGUUUGGUUUGUUUUGUUUUUCUUUUUCCCCCCUCCCUCAUUUCCUAGACCGGGCACCGGCAUUUCCCAGAAGAGUUUUUGCACGGUCGCUGGCUCGCUCGUGGCUUCCUCCCCUCUCCGCUAUCAUCGCGGCCGCGCCGUUGAGCGCCCCCUGCCGGGUGUUUUUGCAAGGACAUUUGAAGUCUCUUUUUCUGUUGGACAUUUUUCCUAAUUUCCCGGCCUGUUUUUGUUCAUUGGAGGAAGUUUUUUCUUUUGAGGUUUUUGAAUAAAUUGGUCCUGCACCGUAA